This is a messenger RNA of Spodoptera exigua (beet armyworm), 681 nucleotides long. The record is from the annotation of a GenBank genome assembly. Lineage: Eukaryota; Metazoa; Arthropoda; Insecta; Lepidoptera; Noctuidae.
CAAGUAUCUCCGUUAACAUUUUAUCAGAUAGCUUAUCAAUCCAGAGCUUCAACAAGUACCCAAUGGCGUAAACAUACCUAAACUGUGUAGUAUAAAUAAACCUGAAAUAGUGCUUACAAUGGAUAUAAACACUUUGACUGCUGAAAUGAGCUUAGAGGAAUCCCCCAGGCCACCCAAAUCUGCAAAACGAGAAGGUUAUUUAAAAUGGGAAGACUAUUUUAUGGGAACUGCUUUAUUGGCAGCAAAACGCAGCAAGGAUCCUAACUGUCAGGUCGGAGCGUGUAUUGUGAACCGUGAAAACAGAAUUGUUGGCAUUGGAUAUAAUGGAAUGCCAAAUGGAUGCUCCGACGAUACAUUUCCAUGGGAUAAAAAUAACAAACAGUUUUAUGUUUGCCAUGCAGAAAUGAAUGCUAUCCUGAACAGGAACAUUAUAGAUUUGAAGGGUUGCACUCUAUAUGUUUCCCGGUUUCCAUGCAACGAAUGUGCUAAGAUGAUCAUUCAGUCUGGUAUCACGAAAGUUUAUUAUAUUUAUGAUAAAAGCCCGAACAAGGAUGUGUACAUUGCUUCUAAGAAAAUGCUCGAAGAGGCUUAUGUUCAGUUCGAGGUAUUUAAAAGCGAACAUAAAACCAUCGUGAUCGACCUGACGCCGCCGCUAAAUACCAACGUUUCUUGAUUUUUAUA